Sitophilus oryzae (rice weevil) is the source of this 1325-nucleotide messenger RNA. It is a transcript of the gene Timp, whose product is annotated as tissue inhibitor of metalloproteinase. Gene Ontology annotation, biological process: negative regulation of endopeptidase activity; negative regulation of membrane protein ectodomain proteolysis. The record is from RefSeq and is a predicted model, not a curated record. The coding region runs from base 261 to 908 and encodes 215 amino acids. Gene Ontology annotation, cellular component: extracellular matrix. The transcript is spliced from 5 exons. Lineage: Eukaryota; Metazoa; Arthropoda; Insecta; Coleoptera; Curculionidae. Gene Ontology annotation, molecular function: metalloendopeptidase inhibitor activity; protease binding.
UCGCAGUGCGCUGUGUGAAUCGUCUGUUUGCAGUCGAUCGUCGUUUUUUUUCCGGCGAUUUUAGUCAGAAACGCGCGAUUUAAACCGGCGCCGCUCUCUAGAUCGAUACAAAAAUCGAUAUUUGAUUUUUGGUUCGGUUUUAUUGGUUUUUUUUUUGUCGCUUAUGGCAGUUAAAUCGUUUUUUUAGAGAUUUUUUGAUCUUACAGUGAGUUGGAGUGAGUUGUUUCUUAAAAAAAAACAAGGAUAAGAAAGUUACAAUAAUGGACUACCGAAUAUUCAUUUUCUCCGUUUUAUUCUUCGUGAGUACCCUAAAGUACGCCUAUGGUUGUAGCUGUAUGCCGGCACAUCCUCAAACACAUUAUUGUAAUUCGGAUUUUGUAAUCCUGGCUAAAGUCAAGAAAGAGCAGAUCAUAGAGUCAACUCAAUCGAGGGUGUACAAAGUUAGGGUCAAGAGGGAGUUCAAGAUUUCUGAAAAGGGUUUGGUAGCGUUAAAAUCAGGCCGAUUACACACACCAAUCGAGGAUGCCGCGUGCGGCGCCAUGUUGCAAUUGGGAAAAGUCUACGUCAUAUCCGGCAGAAUACACAGCCUCAAGGCCCACAUCACACAGUGCGGCAUGGCCUUGCCAUGGAACCAGGUCACGAGACGCCAAAGGAAAGGUUUAAGGCAGCUUUACAAGCAAGGCUGUACUUGUAACAUCAAGUACUGCAUGUUUGGUGGCUUAUACGGAAAAUGUACAAGACACAGAGAUAGCUGUAAUUGGAACAGCCAUUGUGAGACAGAAAAUGGCAUUUGUUUGAGACAAGACAAUGGUUCAUGCAUGUGGAGCAAAAACCGACUUUUGGCAGCCUGUAGGCAUCCAAAAAGAAAUUCAACUAUACCUGGCUGGCAUACAAAUAUGAUACCAUAAGAAAAAAAUCAAAAACCCUCAAUUUAGUGUCUCGAAAAAAAUGUUAAAAUCGUUAGAAAAAGCUUUAUUUAUACUAUAUAAGAACAAAAAAAACGGCGUCAAAGAUACUGCGUUACUAAAAAUUGACACAUACAAAUCUAUUUCCAAAAAAAUCGUCUUAAAUUUCAAACUACACCAUUUAAAAAUCUUUUUUACUAAAUAAAAAAGAGUACGGGUCAAGUAAAUGACGUCUAUAGGGCUUGACCUCGUGAAAAUUAUCAUCGAUUGUCAUUCCCCAGCCAUCUUCGACGCCUUUUUUUUCGUUCGCAUGGUUUUUUACCUCCUGUUAACGAAUUUUAAAGCACUUUACUUGUUUCUAAUAUCGUAUGUAUAUAUAAUUUUAAAUUGUUGUUAAAAAAUUAAAUGUUUUUACUUACC